This is a messenger RNA of Metarhizium brunneum ARSEF 3297, 1899 nucleotides long. It is a transcript of the gene eqxF, whose product is annotated as Equisetin cluster transcription factor eqxF. Lineage: Eukaryota; Fungi; Ascomycota; Sordariomycetes; Hypocreales; Clavicipitaceae. The record is from RefSeq and is a predicted model, not a curated record. Gene Ontology annotation, molecular function: DNA-binding transcription activator activity, RNA polymerase II-specific; RNA polymerase II cis-regulatory region sequence-specific DNA binding; zinc ion binding. Gene Ontology annotation, biological process: regulation of transcription by RNA polymerase II; DNA-templated transcription. Gene Ontology annotation, cellular component: nucleus.
AUGCAAACGCCAGGAUCCAUGCUAGUUACACGAGACACGUCCGCCAGCUCGCCCGCUGGUGGCCCUUCGCCUGCCUCAUCCGUAUCACAGAACCAUGGUGGAGUAGCAGUGAACGGCUUGAUUUCACCAACGACAACUGUUGAGAGCCCGGAACCGAACCAGAUCAUCACCACGGACUCCACGCCAGCUCAAAAUUCUACGGAAGACACUGCCAGCAAUCAAGAGGGUCAACGGAUUGUUCGCAAGCGUAAGCGCAACUGCCUUAGCUGUCUCCGCUGUCAUCGUCUCAAGGUCAAAUGCGAUAAGGAGCUUCCCUGUGGACGAUGCAAGUCUAGCGGCAAUGGACGAGAGUGCUACUACAGUUAUAACAAAGGACCGAAUGGCGGCAAAUUUCCUUGCCCUACUGCCCCUGCGGGGGGGCCAAUAGACCCGGACAGCAAGAAGCCCCAGUUGGCGCCAUGGCAGAUAACUCACAAAGUCCGAGGAUCGAGCCAUUGGCGAGAAUUGAUGGCUAGGAUCGGAUCACUCACCCCAAUAUCACAGUCUCCCCUUGCUAAAAUUCUGGAGGGUGUAGCUACAAAUGCCUGUUUAGCAAAUUUCUCUUUGCCAGGAAAUUUCCCAUUUGGAACUCCCGGCGCCACAAAAUAUUAUGCUCGUGAUACUAUCACCAGACUCAUAUCUGGCGAAAAGGAUAAUGUUGAGGAAUACCUAGGCCGAUAUGUGGAUAUGCUGGAUGUUGUCAAUCCCGUCUUGGACUUGUCAACGUUUCAAGAGGAAGUCCACCGUUACUGGCAAGAUCCAAAUGCUGUCGGAUUAUGCUGGCUAGCGCAAUUCCUCAUGGUCCUGGGCCUCGGCUGCUUCACAUCCGGAACCGAUCCUCCCAUUGCCAUAGAGUUUAUGAUGGCCGCCGAGGCAUGCAUCAUGCAAACGCCAUUCAUGUUCCGCCCCACGAUCAGUACGAUUAGGGCAUUUACGCUCAUGGUUGUAGCCAAGCAGAUUUGCAACGCAACAUGUUGGGCCAUGGAUUCGUCCUACACGCUCAUGGGCCAUUUGGUUCGCCUUGCCUUCAUUCUUGGUCUACCGCAAGAACGUAACGACAACGACGAAGAACUACGGGACCCAGUGGAAAAGGAGAUACGGCGGAAGCUGUGGCUGACAAUUCUGUACCUUGACAUCAAAGUGUCCAUGUGCACGGGAAUGCCUCCAUUGACCCGGCCGGAAGAGUUGGGCGGUCUCAAAAAUAUGCCACAUUGGCGUGCCCCGGACAGCCUUCAGAUGGUCCUCUAUCAGGGUCUUCCCGUUGUACUCAAUAUCCUUGCGCAGAUGAAUUCGAAACGAGACCCCAUAUCCUACCCCGAUGUUCUGCGGUACAAUGCCCAGCUCCGAGAGCUGAUGGGACACGCCAAUCGCGUUUGCCAAGCGCCUCUACAGCGCAUUACUAUCGACAUAUUCCUCAGGCGGUGCCUCAUGGUCAUGCAUCGACCAUUUGCUCUUCACGCGGAUGGACCUACCAUGUUUCCGGAAUCGUACUGGUCAUCCUUGGAGUGCUCACUCGCCUUGUUGUUUCACUACCGCGAGCUGUGGGACCCAGAAACUCCUCAACCACUUGAUUUGGUCGGACGGCCAUUUGUACUUGAUAUCUUCUCGGCAACCUUGACCACUUGUGUACACAUGCUACGCCAAGAUGCUCCACUAAGCGAGGCGGCUGCUACUGGAUGUCUUAUACCUCCUCGACAGCUCAUCCUCGAGACCCUUGUUAGCUGCGUUGACAUUUGGGCUGGGGAGCAGGAAAAGAGCGUGUGUUGGCGGACGGGAUACCACAUCUUGAAAGCUCUCAUGGUGAUACUAGAUGCUCCCGGAGCAAGGGCCGAGUCCCCAGAGGCUGGACAAACUCAAUGA